UCACUUCCAGCAACAACAGCAAACGUCAAACCUGCCAGGCGAAGAGACGGGCGGCGGCUUUCCCUGCGCGUCAGAGGCGCUCUCCCGGUGCCCGCUGCCUCUUCCCGCUGCCUCGGGCUUCACAGUCUCUUCCUGCCCGGCGAGGCUCACGCACUGACUCGGGCCGAGGUCGUCGCGGCGGCGGUUGGGACUCGACUUCGCACAGGCUCACAGAUGGGUCAGGGACUCUGGAGAGUUGCUAGGAACCAGCAACUGCAACACCAAGGAUACAGUGAGCAAGGUUAUCUUACCAGAGAACAUGGUAGAAGAAUAACUGCUAACAAUGUUUCCAAUACAAGCCACCGCAAGCAAACUCAAGGAGGCAUUGAUAUCUACCACCUGUUGAAAACAAGGAAAUCUAAAGAACAAGAAGGAUUCAUUAACUUGGAAAUGCUGCCACCAGAGCUUAGUUUUACCAUUUUGUCAUACCUGAAUGCAACUGAUCUCUGUCUAGCUUCAUGUGUCUGGCAGGAUCUUGCAAAUGAUGAGCUCCUCUGGCAAGGGUUGUGCAAAUCCACUUGGGGUCACUGUUCUAUAUACAACAAGAAUCCGCCUCUAGGAUUUUCUUUUAGAAAAUUGUAUAUGCAGCUAGAUGAGGGCAGUCUCACCUUUAAUGCCAACCCUGAUGAGGGAGUCAACUACUUUAUGUCCAAGGGCAUACUAGAUGAUUCACCGAAAGAAAUAGCUAAGUUUAUCUUUUGCACAAGAACACUAAAUUGGAAGAAGCUGAGAAUCUACCUUGAUGAAAGGCGAGAUGUUUUGGAUGACCUUGUGACGCUGCACAACUUCAGAAAUCAGUUCUUGCCAAAUGCACUGAGAGAGUUCUUCAGACACAUUCAUGCUCCUGAGGAGCGUGGAGAGUACCUUGAGACUCUCAUAACAAAGUUCUCUCACAGAUUCUGUGCUUGUAACCCAGAUUUGAUGAGAGAGCUUGGCCUUAGCCCUGAUGCAGUUUAUGUACUGUGUUACUCUUUGAUUCUGCUUUCCAUCGAUCUCACAAGCCCUCAUGUGAAGAACAAGAUGUCAAAGAGGGAAUUCAUCCGAAAUACACGAAGAGCUGCACAGAAUAUUAGUGAAGAUUUUGUAGGGCACCUUUAUGACAACAUCUACCUUAUUGGCCAUGUGGCUGCCUAAAAGCACAAUUUGCUAGCACUUAAAGUUUGUAAUUUUCAAAAGCUACAUCAAUUCAAGAAAUUAAUUAUUUUGUAGAGAUGGGGGUUAUUUUAGUGCUGGUCAUUCUAACCUCUGUAUGCAAUUAAAGUUUGUGUGUGUAAGUGUGUGUAUAUGUAAAACUACCUUUUCUAUCUAUUUACUGUGGGAACAGAAGGACUUGGAGAUUUUUUUUUUCAUAAUUUUUUUAGUUUUGCACAAAACAAUGCCAUUAGUCUGACACAGCCAUUUACAAAUGUUAAACUGACAUUACAGUCUACGAUGACAAAAUGGUAAAUUUGUGCAUUAGAUCUGCUUGAAAUUUUAAUAUGUUUGUUCUUUUUAGAAUACCAUGUAAUGUGUAUAUAUUUAACUAAAGAGAUUUAUAAUCAUAAUUAUUUUAUUGUAAGAUAUUUUAACUAAAAUUUCUCCUUUUAUCUCCUAAAAUAGUGUUGUACUUUUUUUUUUUUUUCGCAUUUUUUACAGUGCUGACUACCUCAGAUACCUAAGUUAGAGAAACAGUGGUCUCAAUACUACAAUAAAGUUUACUCCAGGAGCUGAGAGAACACUUGUAAAAUGUCUAAGCUGAUAUUUAAUAUUGUAUUGUAUAACUUGACUUAGCAUUUUGCCAAUCUGCUGUCCACUCAAGUGUAAAGAUUAGAACCUCUGUUUUAGAUUAACUCCAAAGUCACACAGGGAUGGCAUAGGGAAAUUGUUCAGUAUACACAGAGAGUGUUAACCUGUAUUGCACAUAGCAGUUAUUUGGGACACAGAACAACUGAAAUCAUUCAUUUAUCAUGGAAAGCAAGAAAAACUCUCCACAGGGAAAGUGGUAGAGGUGGCUAACAUGUUGCUGCUUUCAGCUGCUUCCCUCAGUCUGGAAGUGUCAGUGAUGGAAAUGCCUAGGCAAAUACAUACCAGAUGACUCAUUGCUAAAUGUAUUGAAAACUGACUGUGCAAGACUAGAGCAGUGACUGUGCAGGACUGGGGAGCCAUUUCAGACUCAUACCGAAUUAGUCUUUCUAAAUCUGUUGUGUAACUAGGUUUUAAGUAGCUUUAUGAUUAUGAAAACAUCUUGAAAGUAGUUCUGGUUGGGUUAUGUCUUGCAUAAAAAUUGUUAGCAAAACAACCACCAUGUGUGUACAGAAAUUGCAUAAGGAUUUGCCUGUUGGCCUGUUGUUUUUUUUCUGAUGACUCAGAGCAGUGCAUUUCUUAAACUGUGUAGUUGAAAUCAGAGAUGUUCCUGAUUAUUUGUUUACAUAGUACUCGGCUAUCACUAGCAUCUGGAUUCAUUGUAAUAACAAGUAGAUGUAUCCUUUUUUCCCUAACACACCAUGAGAUGAGGUAGAAAGAUAUUUUUAGUUCUGUUUUACAGAUUAAUCUGAGUUUUUAUGUAGGAAGCCUAUGGCAGAGCAGGAAAUUGAAUGCAGGUCGUAGUCCUAGCUACACACUUUGCCCAUGCUUCUGCUUUCUGUUUGGCAGUUAGGAGGUGUAACAUUUGUCUUAGAUAGGAGAAAAGUGAUGGCAAUGGCAGUCCACAUAAGAGUUACAUAAAUGACGGGAGUUAAAAAAAAAAAGUAGCCACUACUUCUAUUCCAAGGGUUUAGAAUAUGGUACUUAUAGCUCUGGUCCACAUGAACAAAGUGCAUCCACAGAAUGUUGUAUGGGGUUUAUUGCUUUAGCUUGCUAUUCAAGUGUAAAUGCAGUUUGUAUUUGUGUAGCCUAUACAGCCAAAUCCAGGAGCCAGCAGCGCUGUAGCUGUCUUCCAGACAGGUUUUAAAAUACCACUCCUGUCUCUCAGAACAACUUUUCAUCGCCACCCUCUGUCAUGUCAUUCCACACUAAAGAAUGUGUCUCUGUGCUCUUUACAGUGAUCUGAUGCAAAGACCACAGAAUAUAGCUUUCUAGAAAGCACUCCUCGGAAGAUGCACACUUAAAAAGAGGAAUUUAUUGACUUUUGAAAUUACAAAUAAUCUUAUCAGGAAAUGUUUUCUUCUGAAACAGCAAAUGUUUAUUUUCUGAUUGGUAUUUAUGUUGGUUUUAGUGAUACUGGUUUUGAUUUUGCAUUGAUGUAGGAGUACAAAUUGUUAAUCUUCAUGUCUCCUAAUUUCCAGUUAUCCUCCAUUCCCAUUGUCAAACAGAGAGAACAAAGCCUCCAGGCAGAUAUAUUGUGGGUUUUUUUCUGGAAUAUAUGAAUACAUCUGUGAACAAGGUUUAGAAAACUUCAAGACUAGUGUAACAGCCAAGAAGAUAAAUUAGAAGCAGGAUGAUAGUUAAGUUGCUGUAAGAUGGAAGUCCAGACAAAAAGAAAAAAAAAAAGAAAAUCCUGAUCAUAUGCAAAUACAGCAUCUGCUCUUCAUGGUAGGAUUUUGAGUAGUGUUAGAGGGCUAGCACCUGACGCAUGCAGCACAUUGUUACUAACUCAGAAUGGAACAGAAAACAACUAAAAAUUCUAAUACACAUUUCUACUGUCCCUUUUUCUUUUGAACAUCGAGUCUUUCUCUGGGAUGGCAGAGAAGUAAUUUUUUACAUUUUAAGAAUCUAGUCUUUUCAUGAAGUUAAGUAAUUACCUGCCUUAGAAGAAAAAAAUCUUAAGCAGAUGUAACAUUAGUUAUUACUAAGUGAGAAAGAUGAAGCUCAAAUUCUCUUAAUUAUCUUCAGAAAGCCCUCUAAAAUGUACGUUUUGGGCAAUGUCUUCUUCAGUAUGCUAUUGCUAUCUCCACAUACAUCAUAAACCAGAGCUAGAUACUUCACUGAUCCAGGUGUCGCUAAAUGAUGUGGAGAUAACUAUUUGGUCAAUGGAUUCCAAGCCUGCUUACAUAAGCGUUAUCAUACUCAUAACUGCAAAGUGCUUUCCAAGCUACUGAGAUUCCACUACUGCAUGUCCUUUGAAUUCUGGCCUUGUGACAUUUCAGGCUAACUGCAGCACAGAAUGAAGGAAUGAGCCUGCAGCCCAUCCCCUUGCAAAUGUUACUCUAGUCAUAAAAGGCACUGAAGUUGUGUGCUGCAUGACCAGUUCUGAAGUUUUACUAACUCUAGUACAUGCAACAGUGACAGAGGAAAAUUCUGUGUUCAUAUAGAGUACAUGAGUCCACGUAAAAGCUGUCACAUAAUACAGCUUAUUUUUUGCCUGCAUUAAAUUCUGAGGCUCUCAUGUGGUUUAGUUACAGUGUCUGAUAUUCUGCAUUUUCUAAAACUGCUUCUUCCAUUCAUUCUCUGAAAAGAUUUGUACACCUUUGGCUUUUUAAAAUAUAUUGAAGCUGCUUCAACCUACAAAAGUCCAAACAAUUGUAAGUUAGAGACGUGUCUGUCACUUUUGAAGUGGGCGAGAAGUUUGCAUUCAGGAAAAGAAAAAAUCCAUAUGUUCUCUUCAGCCCUUCUCUCUACCCCCACAUUGAAAAAAGACAAAUUAUAUAUGGUUCUAAAAUACAGGUUUAACAAAAUAAACUGUCUAGCUGGACAAAUGAAUGUUACUGUUUCCUCUUCAGCAGUUUAAGUUCUUUACAUAAGCAAAUUUAUCAAUAGAAAUUGCUCUUUUUUUGAAGUGGUCAUAGUUUUGUCUAAGGUUGUCAUUGUGUAACCUGAUUUUUUUUUAUAGUUUUGUUUUUAAGAAACAGCUAUUAAAUUAUUUUAGGUGCUUAAACAAAAUUGAGGUAUAACUACUUGAUGGUGUUAAACUGUCAAAACGGAGAUAUUGGGUAUUUAUAAAAGUCAGAUUUACUUGCCUUAUAUUAGACUAGGAUUUUUUUUUAACAUUUUUCAUGUAAGUAUCAAAACUAAUAAACAUUAAGGCUGA
This is a messenger RNA of Pogoniulus pusillus (Red-fronted tinkerbird), 4984 nucleotides long. RefSeq names its product F-box protein 8 (gene FBXO8). NCBI's taxonomy places the organism in Eukaryota, Metazoa, Chordata, Aves, Piciformes, Lybiidae. Gene Ontology annotation, biological process: regulation of ARF protein signal transduction. Bases 214 to 1173 code for a protein of 319 amino acids. The record is from RefSeq and is a predicted model, not a curated record. Gene Ontology annotation, molecular function: guanyl-nucleotide exchange factor activity; protein binding. The transcript has 6 exons.